Molecule: messenger RNA, 2231 nt
Organism: Zea mays
Lineage: Eukaryota; Viridiplantae; Streptophyta; Magnoliopsida; Poales; Poaceae
Product: WEB family protein
Biological process (GO): chloroplast accumulation movement; chloroplast avoidance movement
Cellular component (GO): cytosol
Source: RefSeq, marked provisional
CGGCACCACGAGCCCCGCACGGCCGCAACCCACCCAGAUUUAGACUCUCCCACCGCGGCUGCAUAUCUCUCCCCCACCCGCACUCCGGUCGUCCCAUUACCCUCUGGCAUUGGUUGUCGAUUUCUUCGUUCGUGCUUGCUUGCGUAAAAUAUUUAAAUAAAUGAAGGCAAAUAUGGGCACAAAAGCUCGUCCACCAUCUGCUGAUGCAGAAAAAGGGGAGAUUGGCGAAAUAGAUACAAGGGCUCCAAUUCAAUCUGUUAAAGCUGCAGUGAGUUUAUUUGGUGAGGUCCGCUUUUCAUCUGACAAAUCAGCUGAAAGAAAGCCCAAGGCUCCUCAAACAGAGAGGGUUUUAGCCAAGGAGACAGAGUUGCACAUGGCCCAGAAAGAGUUGAAUAAAUACAAGGAACAGCUCAGUAAUGCUGAGACAACGAGAGUACAGGCUCUCUCUGAGCUAGAGAAAGCUAAAAAAACUGUUGAGGAGCUAACAGCCAAGCUGGAUCUGAUUAACAAGUCCAAACAGUUGGCCAUCCAGGCAACAGAGGAUGCAAAGACUCAAAUCAAGCAGCUUGAAGGUGGCAGCACAAGUGAAGGUCUAGGAACAGAUGGUGCUCUGAAGCAGGAACUGGAAAGUGCAAGGGAGCAGUAUGCUGUUGCUUUGGCAGACCUUGAUGCAGCAAAACAAGAGCUUAGAAAGCUCAAGAAGGAUUUUGAAACAUCUUUGGAUAUGAGGUUGUCUGCUGCCCAGCAGGAAGAGGAAUCACUGCAUACAACUGAAGCCAACAUAGAAAAAGCUAACCAACUUCGUAGUGAGAUUGCCGAAAUUCAAGAAUCCCUUAUGCAUGUUAAGGCAGCUACCGUGCAAGCACACGAAGAAGAGGCACAAAUCCUUGCUGAGAAGGAUGUUGCUAGGACCACGUAUAAACAAGCUUUGGAAGAAACACAGAAGAAACUUUUGUCUUUGAGGAAUGAUUUUGACCCUGCUGCCUACGAUAGUCUGAAACAAAAACUAGAACAAACCAAUUCUGAGAUCGCAUCUAUGCAAAAAAAAAUAGAAGAGGCUCGGGCUCGGGAUUUAGAGUCUGUUGCCGUUGUCAGCACAGAGUUGGAUGAUGCUAAGGAAAUGUUGCAAAAAGUAGCAGAGGAGAAAAGUUCUCUUCGAAGUUUGGUGGAAUCACUGAAAGUGGAAUUGGAAGCUGUAAAACAGGAGCACAAUCAGCUCAAAGAGAAGGAUACAGAAACCGAAUCUAUUGUCGGAGAUUUACAUGUCAAGCUUCAGAAAUGUAAAUCUGAGCUGGAGGCUGCUGUGGCUGCUGAAUCAAAAGCUAUGUCAGCUUCUGAUGACCUAAUGCUGGCCCUUCAGCAACUGUCCUCGGAGUCAAAGAAUGCUUUGCAAGAAGCUGAAAUGAUGGAGAAGAGUGCAGCAGAGCUAAGAGAGGAAGGCGAAAAAGCUCGGGUUGAACUAGCAGAAGCCGAACAAAAGAUGCAAUUGGCUUUAAAGGAAGCAGAAGAGGCUAAAGCAGCUGAAGCAAGAGCCCUUGAUCAGAUCAAGCAACUCUCGGAUAGAGCAAGUGCUGCUAGAUCCUCAACAUCCGAGUCUGGAGCAAUUAUCACAAUUUCUAAAGAGGAGUUUGUAUCUCUCAGCCGAAAGGUUGAGGAGUCAGAGAAGUUGAGUGAUAUGAAAGUUGCUGCUGCUAUGGCUCAAGUGGAAGCCAUCAGAGCCAGUGAGAAUGAGGCAAUCAAGAAACUAGAAACUGCCCGCAAGGAAAUGGAGGACAUGGAAUUGGCAACAGAAGAGGCCCUAAAGAGGGCAGAGAUGGCUGAGGCAGCCAAAAAGGCUGUAGAAGGUGAGCUCAAGAGAUGGCGCGAGAAGGAGAAGAAAACCGCAGAGGCUCAGCCGUCGGCAGGGGCAGAAGAACUUGGAAGUGGAUCGCCUCCUGUACCUCAGACUUCAGCUGGGAAAGCUUCUGAGAAGAACGACGGGCAUAGGAACAGCAGAACGCUACUGAGGAGGAGCUUCAUGCUGCCAAACAUCACGAGCAUGUUCCAUAAGAAGAAAAACCAACCUGGCAGCAGUUCUCCCUCCUACCUUCCUGGGGAAAAAUCUGUGUAAUCUAUAGGAAGCUCUUGUCUGUGAAUUGAAAUUUCCAAACUUGAACGCAUGCUUUUACAUUAUAAUCUGUAUAAAACCGUGUGCUUCCUUGCGCCUUGCAGUAAAUUUCUGACAUAAUUUU